CCUUAACCCUUCGCGGCGCGCCGCCUCACUUCAAUUCGCCUUCGCUUUGCCUCGGGCUCUCUUCCUCCGAGCACUGACGCGGCGGCGGUGGCGCUCCGGAUCCGUUCGCCGGAAUGAUGACCGUGUGGAGGCAUAUAUGUGUCCUCGUCAUCGUCCUCAUGCUGCGCUCGCCGGCGGCCAAGGCGGGUGGCGGGAACUCGACGGCGGCGGUGGCAGCGUGCCCGCUCGACCUGAGCUACGUGGCGACGUUCCCGUGGGACCCCACGCCGUGCGUGCCGCCGGUGUCCGACCGAACCGCCUGCUGCACGACGCUCCUCUCCGUGCUUGGCGUCGGCCUCGCGGUGAGGCUCCGCGCCACGGGCCGCUUCCGGCUCCCGUCCGCGCCGGCCUCGGCCGCCUGCCUCCGCGCCUUCUCCGGCGCGCUCGCCUUGCCUCCGAUCUCGCUGCCAGAAUCCCUCACGCCCAUCUGCUUCCCGGUCCCGUCGCAGUUAGCCAUCUCCCCGGGCUACUGCGCUGGGGUCACCACCGCCGCGCAGUACGUCGCGGUUGUGGGUAACGCCUCCGUUGCCCAGCUCAACGCCUCCUGCGGCGCCGACCUCGCCUCGAUGUCGCUGUGCACCCGAUGCCUCGACGCCGGCAUCGAGGCCUCGUCUCGGCUCACCGUCGUCGCCGGUAACGGCUCCAAGUCCAAGUUUCUUAGUUGCUUCUACCUCACCGUGCUCUACGCAGCCGGCGUCUCUAGCUCCGCCGGCCCCGAAUCGCUCGCCACAGCCAAUUGCGUCCUCGGCCUCGCUCUCUCCACCCCGUUCCUGACUUCGUCUCCUACCUCCAACUCCACCAACCACAUCAACAUCGCAGUAGUCACCAUCAUCCCAAUUGCCUCCGUCCUGCUCGUCUCCCUCGUAGCUCUGCUUCUCUGGAAGAAAAGACAUGAAUGUAUCAAGAACAGGAGCAUACAAAUCUCAGAGGAGCGGCGGUUGCGCCCUCGGCCGAACACCGGCUCGGUGCUGUUCGACAUCGGCGAGCUAGCAAAGGCAACCGGCGGUUUCGCCGAGCGUAACCUCAUCGGCCGCGGCAGCUUCGGGGUUGUGUACCGCGGUGUGCUCGCGGACGGGACCGUGGUCGCCGUGAAGAAGAUGCUCGACCCGGACGUGGAGAACGGAGACGAGGAGUUCACCAACGAAGUGGAGAUCAUCAGCCUCCUCCGUCACCGGAACCUGGUGCCGCUGCGCGGGUGCUGCAUUGCCGAAGACGACGCCGACGAAGGAAAGCAGAUGUUCCUCGUGUACGACUACAUGCCGAAGGGCUCUCUGGAUCAGUACAUCUUCGAUGACAUCGAAGGCAGGCCGCGGCCGGCGUUAUCGUGGGCGCAGAGCCGGAGCGUUAUACUGGACGUGGCAAGGGGGCUUGAGUACCUGCACUACGGCGUCAAGCCGAGGAUUUACCACCGUGACAUUAAGGCGACGAACAUCCUCCUGGACGCGGACAUGCGGGCGCGCGUGGCGGACUUCAGCCUGGCCCGGCGGAGCCGCGAGGGCCAGUCGCACCUCACCACGCGCGUCGCCGGCACGCACGGCUACCUCUCGCCGGAGUACGCGCUCUACGGGCAGCUCACCGAGAAGAGUGACGUGUACAGUUUCGGCGUGCUUGUGCUCGAGGUGACGAGCGGCCGCCGCGCGCUCGACCUGUCGGACCCGUCCGGGGUCGUGCUGAUCACCGACUGGGCGUGGACGCUCGUCAAGGCCGGCCGGGCGAGGGAGGUGCUCGCCAAUGCGCUGCGGAAGGAGCACAUCACCUGCGUGGCGGCCAUGGAGAGGUUCGUGCUUGUCGGGAUCCUGUGCGCGCACGUCACGGUGGCGUGCCGUCCGACCAUGCCGGAGGCACUGAGGAUGCUGGAGGGGGACGUGGACGUGCCUGACCUGCCGGACCGGCCGCAGCCGUACGCCCAGAGGAUUGCGUUAGACGGCGCUGAGUGGUCCAUUCGUGGACUUCGGCGAUAUGCUCAGGAGAUGCACGACGUCUGAUGGAUGCGUGCAAGUUGCAAGCUGAUUGACGUUUCAGGUCGGGAACACACACACACAUAUAUAUAGAUGUAUUCACAUGCUACACUUCUGCAAGUGUUGGUUCACUGAAGUUUAGAGUGAUGUAUAAACUUCUCAUGUUGUAAAUGGAUUAUGUAUCUUGUACUGAAAUGCCAAUAGAUGUCAUUAACACAUAAUAUUACAUCAGAGUUUGUCUCA
This is a messenger RNA of Phragmites australis (common reed), 2240 nucleotides long. RefSeq names its product probable receptor-like protein kinase At1g11050. The record is from RefSeq and is a predicted model, not a curated record. The transcript has a single exon. Gene Ontology annotation, biological process: protein phosphorylation. NCBI's taxonomy places the organism in Eukaryota, Viridiplantae, Streptophyta, Magnoliopsida, Poales, Poaceae. The coding region runs from base 114 to 2024 and encodes 636 amino acids. Gene Ontology annotation, molecular function: ATP binding; protein kinase activity.